Molecule: messenger RNA, 4419 nt
Organism: Tachyglossus aculeatus (Australian echidna)
Lineage: Eukaryota; Metazoa; Chordata; Mammalia; Monotremata; Tachyglossidae
Gene: DAG1
Product: dystroglycan 1
Exons: 3
Coding region: 1662-4070 (802 amino acids)
Biological process (GO): muscle attachment; morphogenesis of an epithelium; nerve development
Cellular component (GO): dystrophin-associated glycoprotein complex; sarcolemma; basement membrane
Molecular function (GO): calcium ion binding; laminin binding
Source: RefSeq, a predicted model, not a curated record
UGUUUCGAGUGGCCAUUCCAACAGAUUUAAUUGCUUCUAAUGGAGAAACGAUCAAGGCACCAUGGCAUCAACUGUUAAACCAACAGACCGCAAGUGCCGGUCCUAUGGAUCACAGCUCUCCAAAGAUCAGGUGGAGCAGUGCAAGUGCCGCAUGGACCGCACCGCACUACCAGAGCCUGAUGACCCCUGCUGCCCUUGGGAACCCCUGGUGAGGUAAGCUGCUCUGCACCAACCCCAGCACCAGCUGACCCUGUCCGGGGCCUCUACUGCCUCCCCUGCCUUGGAGGUCACCACAGCUGCGGGCCUCCCCGCACAGGCCUCCCAUGUCAACCUACUCCAAGACCUCCUCCGAGAGCCGAUCACCGUAACAGCCUUCAAGUCGCCACCGUCAGCUCUGCCUAACCACUGCAGGUGACGGAAGGCCUGUACGUCGGGGGAGAUUGCCGUGGACUCUAACCCCUCGUGCUGGAAGAGGCCCAGGGUAGAGAUUUUGUCCUCCAGAGACAACUCCAUCUGAGUGACCAGUUGGACGAAGACUAGCGUUCCUUCCCCUCUUCCCCCUACCCAGAUGAUGAACACGUCUCCCGGACGAGGCAUCUCCCAGAGAUCUUGGGAAGCAAGGAGGAGAACUGUGUUGUCACCCUGAGUGUGCAGACCGGUAAAGGGACCCCAUUGUCCCCUUUAAGAAACCCCGAAUGGUGGCCUGUUUUACCCCAAGGUGAGGGAAUCCUAACUGGAAGUGUUCUAGAAACCCCUGGAACUUCCACUUUUCCAUCCACUGUGGGGAGAAAAUGGUAGCUGAAACAGAAGAACUGAGAAACCAUGGAAGCCAGUGGGCUCAUCUGAGAUGUGGCGGAGAGCAAAUGGUGACCCAACUCAAAAUUGCCAAGUGCAGCCCUACAUCCCAGAUUGAAAGCACUAGACAAGUCCGUUUGCCAGCAUACUGCACCACAACCAAAGCAUCUGGAAAGACCAUCUUAUCUUUUUUGUUUACUUUACCCAGCUGUAAAGCAUCCUGUGGUCCAAGGUGAAGGAUGGUCUGUCCAAAGAUGUUCUGCCCUCGGUCUGAACUAGGUAUCAAGGAUGACGUGGGCUUAGCUCCAGGAGCCGGAGGACCUCCACGACAUACUACUGUAUCCGCUGAUCACGUCCCUUGAGAUGAGCCCAGAGGCCUGGAUAGCCAGCCUUCGGAAAAGAGCCCAAUCCAUUAUCAGAAACGUGGAUUUCGGCAACAUACUCCCAUUUGGCCUGGGUACCCGAUCAGGAAGGAAAGUCUGAAGAAUGAUUAUGACCCCAAUCUCAUCCCGGGCAACUCCAAAUAUAAAUAUGGAUUAAAAAAACAGGAGAUCACAUGAACAACUGCAGCAGACCAAGAAACAGCGCCUAGCGAUCAAGCCCGAGUCGAAAGAAAAAAAAUCUAGUAAACAAACGCCGACAUCAUCAUCCCAGUAGCCAAAAGCAGCAAGGCCAGAGACAGCCUGCCAGGAGACCAGUGCCAGAAGCAGAUGGAAAACACCCCAAUUGGGAGACGGCUUCAAGGUUUCACAAAGGAAUGGGCACUGCUAACGUCUGACUGGUGGAUCAUUGAAGUUCUAAUGUAAAAUUAAUCUCAAACCCCCCUGACGGACCACCAGAGAGCUUCUGUCACGAAAAAGAUACAAAUGUCAGAAGCUGGGAAAGACACGCUGCCGUCUUGGUUGCACUGGGAACCAGAGACCCGGAUGCUGGAAGGUCUUCCCCUUGAUACAGACAAGGGCGUCCAUUACAUUUCAGUCAAUGCAAUGCAGUUGGCAUCCAAUGGCAGCUAUGUGCCCCAAGCCACAAAUGUUUUUUCCAUUGAGGUUUAUCCUGAAGACCACAAUGAGCCUCAGUCAGUUAGGGUGGCAUCACAAGAUCUGAAUGAGGCUGUUCCAUUCGUGUGUGGGGCAGAUGAGCCAGUGACUAUCCUGACGGUAAUUCUGGAUGCCGAUUUAACAAAAAUGACACCAAAGCAGCGGGUUGAACUUUUGAACAGGAUGAGGAGCUUUUCGGAAGUCGAACUUCACAACAUGAAACUGGUUCCCGUUGUAAAUAACAGAUUGUUCGAUAUGUCAGCCUUCAUGGCUGGCCCAGGAAACGCAAAGAAAGUGGUAGAGAAUGGAGCCUUACUGUCGUGGAAGCUUGGCUGCUCCUUGAACCAGAAUAGCGUCCCCAACAUCAGCAGUGUCGAAGCCCCGGCUAAAGAAGGCACGAUGUCUGCCCAGCUCGGCUACCCAGUCGUAGGCUGGCACAUCGCGAACAAGAAACCCCACCUGCCCAAAAGGAUAAGGAGACAGAUCAACGCUACACCUACCCCGGUCACCGCCAUCGGACCCCCCACCACUGCCCUCCAAGAACCGCCGACUAGAAUCGUCCCCACGCCCACUUCCCCAGCCAUUGCUCCUCCUACCGAAACAACGGCACCGCCAGUACGAGACCCGGUUCCUGGGAAACCCACGGUUACUAUUCGCACGCGAGGCGCCAUCGUUCAGACCCCGACCCUGGGACCAAUUCAGCCAACCAGAGUGGUGGAAACGACCAGUACCGUUCCUGGGCAGAUUCGUCCAACGAUGACCAUUCCGGGCUACGUGGAGCCUACCGCAGUCGCCACUCCACCCAGUACGACCACCAAGAAACCGAGAAUAACCACCUUGAAACCAGCCACCCCCUCUACGACGGAUUCUUCCACCACCACCACCACGCGACGACCCACCAAAAAACCCAGAACCCCGCGGCCCGCGCCCCGCGUCACAACCAAAGCCCCCAUCACCAAACUGGAAACGGCCUCAACCCCGACUCGGAUCCGCACCACAACUAGCGGGCCCCCUCGUGUUUCCGAGCCCAAUCAGCCCCCAGAGCUCAAGAACCACAUCGACAGGGUAGAUGCGUGGGUUGGCACCUACUUUGAAGUGAAGAUCCCAUCGGAUACCUUCUAUGAUAAGGAAGACACCACUACGGACAAGCUGAAACUGACUCUGAAGCUGCGAGAACAGCAAAUGGUGGGGGAAAAGUCCUGGGUCCAGUUUAACAGCAACAGUCAACUGAUGUACGGGCUCCCGGACAACAAUCACGUAGGCAAGCACGAGUACUUCAUGCACGCUACAGAUAAAGGUGGCCUGUCUGCCGUGGAUGCUUUUGAAAUCCACGUCCACAAGCGACCUCACGGUGACAAGGCUCCAGUUCACUUUAAGGCCAGGUUCCAGGGCGACCCCGCCUCAGUGGUGGACGACAUCCAUAAAAAAAUUACCCUGGUGAAGAAAUUGGCUUUUGCGUUUGGGGACCGAAACAGCAGCACCAUUACCCUGCAGAACAUCACGAGAGGCUCCAUCGUCGUCGAGUGGACGAACAACACCUUGCCUCUGGAUCCCUGCCCAAAGGAACAGAUCCAAAGUAUGAGCAAGAGGAUCUCGGAGGAUGACGGGAAGCCUCGCCCGGUUUUCUCCAACGCCCUGGACCCAGACUUCAGCGCCUUGAGCAUUUCGGUGACGGGCUCAGGUAGCUGCAGGCACAUUCAGUUCAUUCCCGUCACGGCCGUCCGGAAGGUCCCCUCGGAAGCACCCCCGACGGUGGUGACGGAGAAGGACCCGGAGAAGAGCAGCGAAGAUGACGUGUACCUCCAUACCGUCAUCCCCGCCGUGGUGGUGGCGGCUAUCCUGCUCAUCGCCGGGAUCAUCGCUAUGAUCUGUUACCGCAAGAAGAGAAAGGGCAAGCUAACCAUUGAGGACCAGGCGACCUUCAUCAAGAAAGGCGUGCCGAUCAUUUUUGCCGACGAGCUUGAUGACUCGAAGCCUCCUCCCUCCUCCAGCAUGCCUCUGAUCCUUCAGGAGGAAAAGGCCCCCCUUCCGCCUCCAGAAUACCCAAACCAGAACAUGCCAGAGACCACCCCAUUGAACCAGGAUACCAUAGGGGAGUAUACUCCACUGAGGGAUGAAGACCCCAAUGCCCCUCCGUACCAACCCCCCCCACCUUUCACUGCACCCAUGGAGGGCAAAGGUUCCCGCCCGAAGAACAUGACCCCCUACCGGUCACCCCCUCCGUACGUUCCCCCUUAACGUAGAGAUUGGGUCUUUGGGGGACGGGACCUGUAGUUCCACACCAGUGUUGUCUAUAGGGAUUGAUGGCCUGCAAGUCAUUGCCAACCAGAAAUCAACACCCAAAUCCCCUCCCCAACCCCCCAAACACACACAGGUCCUGAACGAAAGCCUCCUCCGCCUCCUCCUCUUCCUCCUCCUGUUCUUAAUACCUGACCCCAAAGUGGCUGUGGAACUUUUGGGACUUUUUUAUUUUUAUUUUUGGCCUAACAGCUUUUGUUUGUUCAUAGAAAUUUCUUCGCUCAAGUAUUUCCGACGGCAGGCUUCUGAAAACCAACCAAGUCGAGUGGGGCGGGGGGUGGGGGCGGGG